This is a messenger RNA of Drosophila gunungcola (fruit fly), 3090 nucleotides long. It is a transcript of the gene pigeon, whose product is annotated as protein pigeon. The record is from RefSeq and is a predicted model, not a curated record. Lineage: Eukaryota; Metazoa; Arthropoda; Insecta; Diptera; Drosophilidae. Gene Ontology annotation, biological process: positive regulation of amyloid-beta formation. Gene Ontology annotation, cellular component: trans-Golgi network.
UGGCUAUUAUUUUUCUGACACCGCAAAACGUUCACACUGGCAGCAAAAAUUCCAAUUGAGAGACUUAAAAACUUGUGCUAAAUGUUAUUUUAAGAAUAUUAAAUAAAAACCGAAAUGCUGCGGCAGGAGAAUUUGGCGGCCAACUUCUGCGGCCUGCUGGCCACCCAGGAUACAAAGAAGGCAAACGAGUGGCGCAUUUUGGGCAUCGAGCAGGAUGGAUCCCUGCUCACGUCCUGGAUAUUCGAGUAUUCGGAUGAGGAGCAGCGCAAGGAGACGUGCAUUGGCCACUUCCAUGCGACCAAGAAGCAGCUGCGACUCCUCUGGACGCUGGACAAAUGCUGCGAGAUUAUCCAGGCAACGAUCAAUAGCAGUGUCACCUUGUUGUCCUUUGUGGAGAAAACUGAGGGAAAACUUUACCAGGCCUUUGUUGUCGAGGUGCGCAGCUCCGAGGGCGGCACGGCCACGCCCCUAAACGCAGAGCCCACUCCCCGCCAGAUAAUGACCCAGUUCCUUUGGCGAGUGGAGAGUGCCACGCGCACCUGCUGGCAGGACAAGCUCCUUGUGCUCACCCACGAGGAAUCCAUCAAGCAGUAUAGCUGCGUGGUGAAGCAGAGCUCGACGACAUCCCCAAUUGGAGGCGGCGAGGGCAGCGCCUGGCGUCUGGACACCAGCAUCCUCACCCACGAAACCCUGGCCCGCAACUUCAGCUGGGCCCAGUGGGAUCCCGAGUGCCAGGCCCUCUACUACAUCCACCUGAAGCCCAAGGCCAAGAGCCUCAGUCUGCUGGACGAACGGGAGGAGGCCGGCGAGCAGGCGACGCCCGUUCUGAGUCCCACACUCUCGGCCUUUCAGUUUAACGAGAAACAGCCCACGGAAACAGUGCUUAACAUACCCCUAAACUUGCCGAAACUGCCGAAUGGGUCCCAAGAGGAAACUCCCAGCUACGAUGAUGAUGCAGUGCCGCUGCGCGUGCACGACAGCUCGCUGAAUUUAAUCAUUCUGGCGGACACCUCGGGGAUGUUCUUCGUGUGCCACUACUACCUGUACCAGCCGAUGCAGUCGGACGUGCAGAAGGACGUGCACUUCGCGUACUCGGUGACAUUGCUGCACCACGGCUGUGUGGUGCACUGCGUGAUGCCCGGUGUGCCGUGGCAAAAGGCCCGUCUGCUGAGGCCCACAUUUGCGCUGCAUGGCCAGCAUCACCUGCUGGUGUCGUCCGCCUUCUUCGUCCACCUGCUGGACGUGGGACUGCAGCACGAGCCCAACUGCCACAUCGUGUGUGCGGCCCACAAUCGGAGUCCCGAUCGCACACAGUUGGUGCCGUUGCGAAAGUGGGGAGCGCUGGCCUACGAUGCGGCCACGUUGGAUCUCGUUUCGCUCACUGUGCCCAAGUCGCAUCUAAUCGAGGCCUUUCGCAAUGACAGUUCGCUGGACAACCGAAUCAGCAUUAUCCACUACUUCUUGCUGCACUCGAACGACAUGGAUGUGCUGGCCGAGCUGCUGAACAGCAUCCUGGAGCGACCGCUCUCCCUGGACACGGUGGCCCUGCUGAAGGAGGCCCUUGUGGCCGGCAGCUAUGCCGCUGCAGUUCGCGGCCUGCCGGAGGAGGCCAAGCCGCUGAUGAGGCUUCUGCCAUUGACCACGGCCUUGGCCUCGCGACCCAUUCACGCCAAAGUGGCCGACAUCAGCGUGGGCCUGUCCCACGAAACACUGCACAACACCAGCAUGAUGCUGCUGUCGCCACAGCAGCGACUUUCGCCAUAUCGCACGGACAUCUGGACGAGACUGUGGGAUCUGUUGAAUGAGUCGGCCAAGCAGGAGCAGCCCCGGUUCAGUGCCGAGCAGGUAACCGAAAAGUUGAUCUUCAGCCUGGCCUGCUAUCAGCCGGAGGCACUUUCCCGAUGCACCACGCCCCUUUCGCCGGAUGCGGGCACUGGUGGCUUUGGCGACUACAGCAGCGGCAGUGCCUUUCCGUUCAGCAACGAGGUGCUGCCCUUCAUCGAGUUGGAGGGAUGCACGGCCAGCAAGCAGGAGCAUGUCAUCUCUGUGUACCUGCGCGAACUGAGCGUCCAUUUGGUGAAGCACUCCUCGAAGCCGCACACCGGUUUUCGCUGGCUGAAGGAGACCUUCUUCGAGCGCUCCCAGGCUCCAGCCCGUCAUGCGGUGGCCUCGCAGUUUGUUUCCUCGCAGCUGGAGCUGUCCCGAGCCCUUUGCUCGCUGGUCUGUCGAGCUGCGGGUCUGGAUGCUCGCCUGGAGACGCUGCGGGGCUUUCAAUUGAUUGACCAAAUGGCUGCCAGCCAGCAGCACUCGCUGUUCCUCAUCCUCGAGCGUUAUUGUCUGGCCGUGGAAUCGAUUGCCUUUCCCCUGCCCGAGGGCUUCUCCUCGUUCUUCACCUAUCUGGGCUAUCGGGCCUUGGGCUACGACAUGUUCCUGCAGUAUGUGGAGAACCAUGUCUUCGAACUGCAAGUGGAUGUGAUGAAGGCCAUUGUCUUUGAUAUUGAGGACUCUCCGCUGGGCAUCGAGCGAAAGCUGUCGCUUUUGUCGGCCCUACCCAAGCAGCGGGCCCAGCGACUGCUCAAGUGCUGGCAGCAUCCGGAUAGCCUGAUGAUCAGGGGCCGCGAGCAUGCGGCCAACAUUCUGUCGGGUCAGCAACAGGAGGUCUUGCACCAGCAGCGACCAUCGGCCUGUGCCAACCAGUCGCGGAAUAAUGCCCGUAGCGAUUUAACUGCCGAAGCCCUCACACCGCUGGACUCCUUCCUUGACCUGCUGACAGCCAAGGCCAGUCUAAACGAAUUGGACUACAAUCUGCUGAUUGAAACGACUUUGAGCUCCAUCGAUCAGCUGAAAGUGGAGGCAUAACGUGCUUGUACUUAAUAAUAAGUAGUAUUAAUGGUUGUUUAGUUUGGUAUGAAGGCAAAAUAUCAAGUAUUGAUUAUGAACAUCCUGUUUUUGGUUCAGUUUGGUCAAGUCGAGUUUGCAGAAUUUCCAAAGAUGUGAUUUAGUUUUUUCAUCGUGCAGCUUAUUUGUUAUUUAUUAUUAUCUGGUUCCUAUUAUACAUUCCACGCUAUUUAUUUAUUACUUUUGUUGAAA